AUGUACAAACCUUCCAGUCAGGAAGAGAUGGACUACAUCAGCAAGAGGUUUGAAGAAUAUACCGAUCGAGUGAGACGUCAAACCCAUAUAUUGGACAACUUUGACAAUGCAGUUAUCCUCGCGGACGCUAGAACACUAUUUUCAUAUAUUGCGCUUCUGGAGUCGACAAUCAAAACCCAACGGGUUAAGGUUGCACCCCAAACUUAUACGAAGUGCGUUAACCAACACAUCAUGAUACUAGACCGAGACGCCAUCCAAGAAGAGAACCAUGCGAUCGGUUGGGCCUGCAGGCCAGGAGAAUUGUGGAAAGCAGCAGCGACGUUUUUGAAGUACACAGCGACCAGAGAUGGGUCACUAAAGGGGAGGUGCAGAUAG
Paracoccidioides lutzii Pb01 is the source of this 375-nucleotide messenger RNA. RefSeq lists its product as hypothetical. The record is from RefSeq and is a predicted model, not a curated record. The coding region runs from base 1 to 375 and encodes 124 amino acids. The transcript has a single exon.